AUGGAUUCGGGCGAGCAAAAGAAUCUUGUCCCUGCCAUCAGAAGGGGCAGCUCAGCAAUAGCCCAUACCCCGACAGAGCGAGACGAUGUCCAUCUCCAACGAAUGGGCAAGAACCCGGUCCUCAAGCGAAAUUUUGGCAUGCUGUCCAUCUUCGGAUUCAGUUGUACGAUCCUUGGGACGUGGGAAGGAUUGCUCGGCACCUUCAUUAGGCCCCUGGAGAAUGGUGGCUCUGGUGGCGCGGUAUAUGCAUAUAUCUUUGCCUGGAUCGGCACCGCAUCCAUUUUUGUCGUCCUGUCAGAACUAUCGUCGAUGGCACCCACCGCGGGCGGACAGUAUCACUGGGCAGCCAUGUUGGCAUCGACAAAAUACCAGAAGUUUUUGAGUUACAUUACAGGUUGGUGGACUGUGCUUGGCUGGCAGACCGCCCUCGCCUCCUUAGCCUUUCUAACCGGAACAACGAUUCAAGGUGCGGCAACCUUGGGCAAUCAGCAGUAUGAUGCGCAGCCUUGGCAAGGCACUCUGCUCGUCUGGGCGGCUCUUGUCUUUGCCUUGCUCGCUAAUCUGGCUGGUGGGAAGGUUUUGCCCCGGCUCGAAUCUCUCACCUUGGUUGUGCACGUUCUUGUGUUUCUUCAUUUCUCCAACGGUGGAGGCUUUGCCACCCAAGGCUUAGCCUGGUUUGUGGGCAUGAGUAGCUGCGCAUUCGCACUCGCCGGGGGUGACGCCGCCGUCCAUAUGUCAGAGGAAGUAGAGAAUGCAUCGCGCGUCGUGCCUCGCGUGAUCCUGCUGAGCGUCCUGAUCAACGGCUGUCUCGGCUUCGGCAUGCUGAUUACUCUUCUCUUCUGCGCAUUUGAUCCGAGAGACGUGAUCAGUUCUCCCACCGGUUAUCCCUUCAUGGCGAUCUUCUAUGAGGCAACCAACUCCCGGUCGGGAUCGUUGGCCAUGUACUCCAUCGUACUAAUCAACUACGCUUGUUCUCUCAUCGGCAUGAUGGCCGCAGCGUCUCGCCAGCUGUGGUCAUUUGCCAGGGAUAAAUGUGUCCCCGGCUGGCAUUUAUGGGUGCAGGUCUCGUCAGCCCGGCAACUACCCGUGCAUGCGAUUGUUCUGACCGUCGCCUAUCUCUCCUAUUUGGUCAUCUUCAUCCUCUUGUUUUGCCGCCACAUUAAGGGCGAUAUCACGUUCACGGAUGACGGCAAGUCAACUGCUGUCAAUGUGUCCGGUGGAAAGCUUGUAUGGGAGCCUCUGAGGAUCUCACGUAUCGUUGGAUGA
Molecule: messenger RNA, 1266 nt
Organism: Penicillium angulare
Lineage: Eukaryota; Fungi; Ascomycota; Eurotiomycetes; Eurotiales; Aspergillaceae
Product: amino acid permease
Exons: 10
Coding region: 1-1266 (421 amino acids)
Biological process (GO): transmembrane transport
Cellular component (GO): membrane
Molecular function (GO): transmembrane transporter activity
Source: RefSeq, a predicted model, not a curated record